AUGAACAGAUCGACGACAUUCCCCUCCUGCGUCGCCAUCUGCCUCGUUCUGCUUGGCUCCUGCAGCCUGCAAUGCCUCGCCUUCCAAAACUCGGAGCAGGAGCACGCUAGGCAACUGCAGCACCAGGCUGCGCCGGCAGAAAACCGUUUACAAGACCUAGAUAAUGUGAGCACGGUGAGUCUGGAAGGUCACUUGGGGUUGUCGGAGCAAACCGACGGCGCUGCCUCCUCCAAAAGCCCGUAUGGAGCCUCAGCUGAACCAUCGGGGAUCUCAUUAAACGUGGUGGUUCAAGCGACACCACAAACCGUUGUAGGCGUUAAGGGUCUCUUGGGACACCAGGGUUUGCCUGAUUACACCCCUGCUGUCUCGUGGGUUGCUGGAACGGAAAGCCGGCUUGCUUCCAGCGAGCCCGAGACAGAACAGAAAGAAAAGGGCUCGCGCAAAUCCUCGCUACCUGUGGCAGUGACGUCUCCAAGCGCUAAUGUCAAGGACCAUGCCUUUAGUAGUACUGCGGGCGAGACGACGGAAGGGGACAGUAAAGGAGCAGGGGACGAUUCGAUGGGGAAUCUGGGAGGGGACGUUUUUUCACCAAGCAUCCUGGAAGAAGGAGGAAGCGUAGGCCAUGCCGGAGUACCCCAGUUGACCACGGAAGACUCAUUGUUCGGGCUUCCCCGUGAUCAGUCCCCAAGUCUCCCACCCCCUGCCGGACAAUUGCUUGACUCCGAGCCGGUCUCAAAUGGAGACGCCCCCUCGCUAGCGACAGCCACAAAAGCCGGCCAUGUUUCCACAGAGGCCUUCUUAAAUCAGGAAGAGGACACCUCCAACGCUUGGGGGAAUGCAAAAGUCAUGCUCGGGCCUGCCACGGCCGUCCCGGCCACGGCGCUGCAGAGUGACGAUUGGGAUGAUACAAAACCAAGAGCCGCCGUCCAGGCAAAGGGCACGGUGGCUAUGGUGGCGAACCGACCCCAAACGGUAAGAGAGUUUUACCCAGGAGAGGGAAGAGGGGAAGACGACGACGAGGUGAAAAGGGUCUUGCCGCCAAGGUUAUCCACCACCAUAGCGAGAGGGAGCAAAACCCUUCAGACCGGGUCAGCCCGUGGUACUAUGCAGUGGGGAGAGUCAGCAACGCUUUUGUCCAGCCAGAAUCCGGUCCUUGCCACAAAUCCGUCGCCAAAGGGGCAAGUCCCCCCUGCAAGAGCAAUGGAAAAGGCCGCGCAAGUUGCCAACACCCACGAGGCCGCGACUACAAUAGACACGACCAAAUCGGAUGUCUUCCAAACCCUGAGGAAUACGCUGAGAGGUGUUACACAAGAGGCAGAAACAGCCUUCCGUCGAACCGAUGCCGGGUUUUUCGCCACUGUGGCUGGAGAUUUUCCUAACCAAGAGGCUACAGGCGAAGUCAGAGUGGAGGAAUUGGCAACCCGAAUCCCGACAGUUGUCAGCUCCUCCGUGGUGCCAGGGGAGCCAGAAAACUUUGCCACUGUGGUGUCUCCCUCAGCCGCUGAUCUAUUGGUCAUCCCAACGCCUGAUGCUGGAGCGCCUGUCGCUGCCCUCGGAAGCGAAGAAGACGCUCCCUCGGAUGACGUGCCUGCAACCCUGGCAGGGCUGCAGACCGGAGAGAUUCCUGGCUCCACCGAGCCCACGUCAGCUGUGGCAGCUUCGGCAAGGAGAACCACCAUCCCGGCUGCCCACCAGGUCACUACAGCGGCAGCCUACGGCCUGGACGGGCUGGAAUCAGAAGAAGAGGAAGAAGAGGAAGAGGAGGAGGAAGAAGAGGAAGAGGAACCAGAUGAAGAGGACGAGGAGGAAGACGAUGAGGACGAGAAAGAUGCCAAUUCGAUGGACGAAAGCCUGGAUGGAGACGGCGACCAGUCUAGUUUCACCCUCCCUGGAGAGACGUCUCCGGACCCCCUGGAAAGCCUGGAGAACCCUGUGGGGGAGAUCUCUGGAGUAUCAUACCAGGUUCCAGGUGCCAUCGAAUGGGAACGGCAGAACCAGGGCCUAGUGAGAAAUUGGAUGAAAAAGCUGAAGGACAAGGCGGGUUACAUGUCCGGGAUGCUGGUGCCAGUCGGGGUCGGCAUCGCCGGAGCCCUCAUGAUUCUCGUCACCCUCUACAGCGUGAAGAUUAUGAACCGCCGGCGCAGAAACGGCUUCAAGAGACACAAGCAAAAGAGGGAAUUCAACAGCAUGCAGGACCGAGUGAUGCUUUUAGCGGAUAGCUCCGAAGAUGAAUUUUGAAUCAGGCCGCAGCGUCACGUC
This is a messenger RNA of Euleptes europaea (tarantolino), 2259 nucleotides long. It is a transcript of the gene ARMH4, whose product is annotated as armadillo like helical domain containing 4. The record is from RefSeq and is a predicted model, not a curated record. NCBI's taxonomy places the organism in Eukaryota, Metazoa, Chordata, Lepidosauria, Squamata, Sphaerodactylidae. The transcript is spliced from 8 exons. The coding region runs from base 1 to 2238 and encodes 745 amino acids.